AUGAACCGCACCGCGGCUGAGCUACUAUCCCCCGCCAUCAGCAACACACACGAUGCGCUCCAUCUCCUAUCCGAAGCAGCUGGGAGGACUGAGGAUUUGAAUCGCCAGCAGCAGCUGGACUAUCGCUAUUCCGCGUCCACGUCGAGCUUUGCCUCGCCAAAUGACGCCCUGGCGAGGGGAAACGUCUCGGAGAAAUCUGGGAGGUCCAUGUCCAACGGCCAGCAGUCUCUCCAUCGCUACCAGCCGCAGACCACCGGUUCGACUUCAGUUGGCGUUGUCGAACAUCGUGCUGGUGAAGCGGGGGUUGUUGGGACCAGCGAUGCCGGUGGGGAAGGGUCCAGGUUGAUGAAUGCGCCUCCUUCGUUGAAAGGCGGAUUUGUGGAGGAUAUGGAUUAUGUGAAUGCUGUGAGGGUGUGGUCGAGGUUUCGCUUUAUUAGGGCCGGUUGGUUCAGUGUUGAUGAGGCCAUGGGAUAUAUAGCAUACUACUACGAGCAUCUCGCCCCUUUGAGUCCUAUCGUUAUACCAAACUAUAGUUCUCCAGCAACCCAUCUAACCCUCCUUACCGAAGAGCCCGUCCUGACCGUCACCAUGCUUACCAUCGCAUCCCGCCACAUGCCCCUGACAGGCAACGGCGCAAAUUCCCGCGCCUACUCCAUCCACGAGAAACUGUGGUCCUAUCUACGCGGCAUGAUCGAACGCUUAAUCUGGGGCCAAGAGAAGUUCGACGGGGGCACCUUACCCUCCCAAAUACCCAAAUUCUCCUUCGCCCCUGGUCAAUCGAAUGCGAGUAGCGGAAAUCUGCGAUCACUGGGCACUAUCGAGGCCCUUCUGCUCCUGACGGACUGGCACCCGCGCGCCUUGCAUUUCCCGCCUGGUGAUGAUGAGAAUACACUCUUGGAUAUUGAUCCUCAACUCCUGACGCAGAUCCAGACGCAGUCUCCGGAUAAUCGGGGGAAUAUCGAUCAUGAUCACGAUCCCAUAACGGCGGGCAAGGCACAGAGUAUUAGUGGCGGCGGAGGAGGAGGAGGAGGAGGUGGAGGAGGAGGUGGUGGUGGUGGUGGUAGUAGCUCGGAGGGUCGUCUUGCGUUCUACAAAUGGCUCGAACCUGUUUGGCGCUCCGAUCGCAUGUCCUGGAUGCUCCUCAGCACCGCACAAGCGCUCGCCUUUGAGCUCGGUGUCUUCGACCCCAAAAACGACCAGAUGUCCAACAACGCGAACACGGAGUCCUCGACCGAGCGCAUCCGGAAACGCCGCGUGCGCAAGCUGAUUCUCGUCUAUGUCUCGCAGAGUAGCGGGCGGUUGGGGAUCCCCUCCAUGCUCCCGCUCCCACAAUGGGGGAUAAACAUGGAUCCAGUAUCGUCAGAGGACUGCCGCUUCCUGGACCCCCACGAGGACCGAUCGAUUGAUUUGAUGCAGGAUUGCUGGAUGGAUAUUUCGAAGAUCAUGUAUACGAGCAACCAGGUGUUGUUCCAAAGUAAAGACCAGACCUCGAACUUGAUUAAGAGUGGAAGAUACCGGGAACAAAUUGAUAAGUUUAUACCGUCAUUGAGGGAGUUUAGGACGAAGUUUGAUCGGGUUUCUAUGCCUGCCCAUAUGCGACAUAUCCUGGCUAUUGAAUACGAGUAUACCCGUUUAUAUGUCAACUGCCUCGCCCUCCAGGCCGUCGUAGAUAGAUGGACCACAAUGAGCAAUGAGGUUCAACAUCCAUCUACGGCGGGUUCAACGCGGCCCAACUCAACAGCCCAGACAAAUUCUUCCACUGCUGCCAAUGCAACUGCUUCGUGGCGUGUCCUCAUGGAACAGUACCAAGUCAACGAACCGUAUAUUCAAGAGGUCGUCGAUGCCUCGCGACGGAUUUUGAAAACCGUCCUUGACGGUCUUCUCCCUGGCAAUUCCCUGAAACAUGCACCAGUUCGCACUUUUUUCCGAAUUUUAUCUGGAAUGAUAUUCAUUCUCAAGACCUUCACCCUAGGUGCCAAAGAAGAUGACGUCCGCAUCUCCCUCGACCUGCAAGACCGUACUAUCGAGUCUCUACGCACCUGCGUAGUCGACGAUGUCCAUCUAAGCGUCACAAUCGCUGAUCUCCUCCAGCUCCUAACCUCCAACAUCCGGAACAGGUUCCUCCGCUUCGCGCCCCCAGACCGCGUCACUGGCGAAUGUAGCAGUCGCGAACGAACACCGCAGCCGCAGGCGCAACCGCCCGGACUCAUGUCCUCCCCGCUGUCGACACGACAGUCACCCCAUCCGCCCGACCAUCUCGGCCACGCUUCAUCCCAGCAACUCGAUCAAAGCCAAAAUGACUUCCAAAACCCCGCACGCUGGCAGCAACAACAGCAACAGCAACAUCAGCUCUCUCCCAACACACCCUUCCACUUUGAUACAAACAGCCAUCAUCAUCACCACGCUCACCACGCUCACCCCAACCAUCACCACAACCAUAGCCACAGCCAUCCGUCAACCACCCAUGCAGAUCCCCUCGCCAACAUCCCCGCCCAACCCCUCAACUCCUCCAACCUGACCGUCUCCUUCAUGCCCCCGCCUGCCUCCGUUUACUACAACUACUACGACCCCAGCACCGCCUCGCUAAAGAUGGACCUCGACGGCGCAGAUCCCACCACCACGGCUGCAGCAGUCGCCAAUAACAACAACACCAUCUCACCCGACGUAAUAAAUAGCCAUAACCACACUGGAAACAACGGCGGGUCCUCACCAUCGCUCCCCAACGGUGCCACGAACGGCGCCACCACCAGCGGCGGUGCCAAUACUUCCUCUAUUAACAAUAACAAUAACAACAAUAACAAUGCCCCUGCCGCCACUGCCACCAACAGUGGUGGCGGCGGCGGAGGCCAAUCAGACUGGUUCGCGCUGCCUCUCGAUCAGUUCUUCAACAAUGCGACGAUGGGGGUUGAUCAGGGACUGGGCGGGACGGGGCCGAUGGUGGGCGAGUUUGAUAUGCUUGAGGUGUUGUUGAAGGAGCAGGAUGAUAUGGGGGGUGGGUUUUUGUAG
Messenger RNA from Histoplasma mississippiense, 3006 nucleotides. RefSeq lists its product as hypothetical. The transcript has 5 exons. Gene Ontology annotation, biological process: positive regulation of transcription by RNA polymerase II; aromatic amino acid catabolic process. Gene Ontology annotation, molecular function: DNA-binding transcription factor activity, RNA polymerase II-specific. Gene Ontology annotation, cellular component: nucleus. Lineage: Eukaryota; Fungi; Ascomycota; Eurotiomycetes; Onygenales; Ajellomycetaceae. Bases 1 to 3006 code for a protein of 1001 amino acids. The record is from RefSeq and is a predicted model, not a curated record.